CCUCACGCCGCCCAUCAGCAGCAGCCCCAACUACCCCAACUCCCAGCAUGUUAUUCUUCAGUUUCUUCAAGACGCUCGUCGACCACGAGGUGACGGUCGAGCUCAAGAACGAUAUCCAGAUCCGCGGCACGCUGAAAUCGGUCGAUCAGUAUCUGAAUAUUAAACUGGAUGAUAUACAGGUCGUGGAGGAGAUUAAGUAUCCGCAUCUGUCGUCGGUCAAGAAUGUUUUUAUCAGAGGCAGUGUUGUGAGAUAUGUACAUUUGCCGGGAGCCGCGGUGGACACGGCAUUGUUGGAAGAUGCGACGAGGAGAGAAGCAGCGCAACAGGCGUCGAAAGCGAAGUGA
Molecule: messenger RNA, 344 nt
Organism: Amorphotheca resinae ATCC 22711
Lineage: Eukaryota; Fungi; Ascomycota; Leotiomycetes; Helotiales; Amorphothecaceae
Exons: 4
Coding region: 48-344 (98 amino acids)
Biological process (GO): mRNA splicing, via spliceosome
Cellular component (GO): precatalytic spliceosome; Lsm1-7-Pat1 complex; U6 snRNP
Molecular function (GO): RNA binding
Source: RefSeq, a predicted model, not a curated record